AGAUCAGUCUCCCGUUGCGCCAUUUCGUUGCGGUAAAAGCCGCCAGAUGGCAGUUUAGGAUUGCUUCUCUGAGGAAAGGCGCGGUUCUGCUUCUGGUCUAAUUUACAAUAUCAAAACAUAAACUAUUUACUCAAUGAUUCGCGCCGAUUAUUACUGACGCGUGUCCCGGACAACCCCCUUUAAACGGGAGAGGUUAUGUAAUCUGAAGCAUUCGGGGCAUACGCCGAACAGUUGUUACUAGCAUCGAGUCAACCUGCUGUCUCAAACACAUUCACAUAUUUACUGGGUGAUACGUUUUUAAGAGUCCCCCUCUUUUGACAAGAGACCCAACAUGAUCAACUCAGACUUCACUGUGUUACAAGACUCGUCAAAUGACGGUCAGGGCGACACAGUGAGUCUGGCCAUGAGCAUCAGUGAAUUGGACGAUCCUGGGGAAGGAAAAGGCAAGAAGAAAAGAGGCAGGCCUGGAAAACAAGGGGCACCCAAUAAGAAAGCCAGAAGGUCUCCUGUUGAUAAAGGGGGACGGAAAGCGAAUGGAGUGGCCCAUCAGAAUGGAGAGGGGACGGACUCAGGCACUCUUUUUGAGGUGGUCAAACAAGGGAAAAGUGCCAUGCAGUGUGUCAUUGAUGACUGGAUUGAAUCUUAUAAACAAGAUAGAGAUGUGGCGCUUUUAGAUCUGAUCAACUUCUUCAUUCAUUGUGCUGGGUGUAAAGGCACUGUAAAAAUCGAAAUGUUCAGGAACAUGCAGAAUGCAGAAAUUAUCAGAAAAAUGACAGAGGAAUUUGAUGAGGACAGUGGCGAUUAUCCCCUGACAAUGGCAGGACCACAGUGGAAGAAAUUUCGCUACAACUUUUGCGAGUUCAUCAUGGUUCUGAUUCGUCAGUGUCAGUACAGCAUCAUCUAUGACGAGUAUAUGAUGGACACGGUCAUCUCUCUGCUCACCGGGCUCUCGGAUUCACAGGUCCGAGCCUUCAGACAUACCAGUACACUGGCAGCAAUGAAACUUAUGACAGCAUUAGUAAAUGUGGCUUUGAACCUGAGCAUCAACCAGGAUAACACACAGAGGCAGUAUGAGGCGGAGCGUAACAAGGUUGCUGGGAAACGAGCCAAUGAAAAGCUAGAGCUGCUGCUGGAGAAGAGAAAAGAGCUCCAAGAAAACCAAGAUGAGAUUGAGAACAUGAUGAACUCGAUCUUCAAGGGUAUUUUCGUUCACCGUUACAGGGAUGCCAUAGCAGAGAUCAGAGCGAUUUGCAUUGAGGAAAUUGGAGUUUGGAUGAAAUUAUACAGCGAUGCCUUUCUCAACGAUAGUUACUUGAAAUAUGUUGGCUGGACGCUACAUGACAGACAAGGUGAAGUUCGACUCAAAUGUUUGAAGGCCCUUCAGACUCUCUACACAAACAGAGAGCUUUUCCCCAAGCUUGAGCUCUUCACCAAUCGAUUUAAGGAUCGUAUUGUGUCCAUGACGCUGGAUAAAGAGUAUGAUGUGGCAGUAGAGGCCAUACGGCUUGUCACUUUGAUUCUGCAGGGUAGCGAGGAUGCGCUAUCAAACGAAGACUGCGAGAACGUCUACCAUCUAGUAUAUUCUGCCCAUCGCCCUGUUGCCGUGGCAGCCGGAGAGUUUCUCCACAGAAAGCUAUUCAGCAGGCACGACCCUCAAGCUGAGGAGGCUUUGGCAAAGAGACGAGGCAGAAACAGUCCAAACGGGAACCUGAUCAGAAUGCUAGUGUUGUUCUUCCUGGAGAGCGAGCUUCAUGAGCAUGCGGCGUAUCUGGUGGACAGCUUGUGGGACAGCUCGCAGGAUCUGCUGAAGGAUUGGGACUGCAUGGUAGAGCUCCUGUUAGAGGACCCUACGCCGGGAGAAGAAGUGAUGGGAGAUAGACAUGAGAGCGCACUGAUCGAGCUCUUGGUCUGCACCAUCAGACAAGCGGCUGAAGCUCAUCCACCUGUGGGCAGAGGAACGGGAAAGAGAGUCCUCACCGCCAAAGAAAAGAAGACUCAGAUAGAUGAUAAAAACAAACUGACGGAGCAGCUUAUUGUUGCUCUGCCCAUGCUGUUGUCAAAGUACCAGGCCGAUGCAGAAAAAGUGGCAAACCUCCUUCAGAUCCCUCAAUUCUUUGAUCUUGAGGUCUACAGUUCAGGACGAAUGGAAAAGCAUCUAGACGCCCUGCUGAAGCAGAUCCGAGUGGUUGUGGAUAAGCACGCUGAGAUCGAAGUGUUAGAGGCCUGUAGCAAGACUUAUAGCAUCCUGUGCAGCGAGGAGUACACCAUCAUGAACCGCGUGGACAUCGCUCGCAGCCAGCUUAUCGAUGAGCUCACAGACAAAUUCGCACACUCGGUUGAAGAUCUGCUGCAGGAGGGAGAUGAAGCAGAUGAUGAUGACAUUUACAAUGUUCUUUCAACUUUAAAGAAGCUUACUGCGUUCCACAAUGCACAUGACCUUACAAAGUGGGACCUUUUCAAAAACUGUUAUCGAUUGUUGAAGAUGGGAAUCGAACAAGGGUCCAUGCCAGAGCAGAUCGCUGUUCAGGCUCUGCAGUGCUCUCAUUACUCCAUCCUGUGGCAGCUGGUGAAAGUUACUGAGGGAUCACCAUCAAAGGACGAUCUUGUGGCAUUGAGGAGGGUGGUGAAAUCGUUUCUAGCUGUGUGCCAACAGUGUCUAUCUAAUGUCAACACUCCAGUAAAAGAACAGGCAUUCAUGCUGCUGUGUGACCUGCUGAUGAUCUUCAGUCAUCAGUUAAUCUCAGGCGGCCGAGAAGCUCUGCAGCCGCUGGUCUUCAAUCCAGAUGGCGCACUGCAGAACGAACUCCUCAAUUUUGUUCUGGAUCAUGUGUUUAUUGACCAGGAUGAUGAGAAUCAGAGCAUGGAGGGUGAUGAGGAGGACGAAGCCAAUAAGAUCGAGGCUCUUCACAAGAGGAGGAAUCUAUUGGCGGCCUUCUGCAAACUCAUCAUCUUCGACAUCGUGGACAUGCCAGCAGCUGCAGAUAUCUUCAAACAAUACAUGAAGUAUUACAAUGACUACGGAGACAUAAUCAAAGAAACGUUGAGUAAGGCCAGACAGAUGGACAAGAUUCAGUGUGCCAAGACCCUUGUCCUCAGCUUGCAACAGCUCUUCAAUGAGCUCGUCUUGGACCAAGGACCCAACCUGGACCGAACGUCUUCCCACGUCAGCGGCAUUAAGGAACUUGCCCGACGGUUUGCACUUACAUUCGGACUGGACCAGAUCAAAACCAGGGAGGCCGUGGCCACACUGCACAAAGAUGGAAUUGAAUUCGCCUUCAAGGUCCAAAAUCCAAAAGGACCGGACUACCCACCACCCAAUCUGGCCUUCCUGGAGGUUCUGUGUGAGUUCUCCUCCAAACUCCUACGACAGGACAAAAAGACUGUACAUUCCUACCUGGAGAAGUUUAUGACAGAGUAUAUGAUGGAGAGGAGAGAGGACAUUUGGUUGCCACUUAUCGCGUACAGGAACUCCCUGUUAACGGGUGGAGAUGAAGACCGACUGUCGGUCACAACAGGAAGCACCACUAGCAAAGCCAGCACAGUCCGCAGUAAAAGAGGCCGGCCAGCACAGCAGAAAAAACGCCCAGAUGAGGAGAGUGUGGACAGCUCGUGGAUGAUGCGCAAUGACACCCUCCAGACACCAGGUGGCCUCCACACCCCACAGCUCACAUCCACUGUCCUCAGAGAAAACCCCAGACAGGCAGCAGAACACAUCCCAGACCAGGACUCGUCGGAACCAGGCUCAGAACCAGACUACAUGCACAAUCCUCAGAUGCAGAUGUCGUGGUUGGAUCAACAGCAGAAGAUGGAUGAGGUAAACCGAAAAGAGAGAGGAGGGAUGAACUACAUGAAGGCACGCAGUGGUGGAAUGAGACAGCAGGUGCGAGGUCUCAUGGAAGAUGAUGCCGAACCCAUCUUUGAAGAUGUGAUGAUGUCCUCACGAGGUCAGCUGGAGGAUAUGAACGAGGAAUUCGAGGACACCAUGGUGAUAGAUCUGCCACCAUCAAGAAACAGGAGAGAAAGAGCAGAACUUAGACCAGACUUUUUUGACUCUACAGCCAUAAUGGAAGAUGAAUCCGGAUUUGGUAUGCAGAUGUUUUGAGAGCGAUUGCAGCCUAUAGAGGUGAUCACAACCAGCAACCAACAAGAAUUGCAUUAAAUGUUUAUUUUGUGUUUUAUUGACAGUUUCACAUAACUGUACAGAGGCAUGUGAGCUUCUUGUCUUAGUUUUGUGAAUAUGGUCAUAAUCCCAUCGUAUGCAUUUUUUCAGUUAAUAUAGAGGCUGUAAAAAUCGAAAUCUUAAAAGUGGUGUUUAAUACUUUUUGGCAGUAUUGGUUCCUCAUUAGCAGUUUAAUCAGAUUAACGUUUCAGGACUUUUUCAUCUAUUCAUCUUGUGGGUUUAUUCCCGAUUGACUCCUCAGGAAGACAAAAGUCAUAGAAAGGCCAUUUUCAUUUUCUCGUUCUCUGUUUCUUUAGGUUUGUCCACAUGGUUAGUUGGCCUUUAUGCACCUAACUAGUGAAAAAUAUUUGAUAUCUUUAAUGUGGUUUAAAUGUACUUUUGCAAAAAACUACUUGAUUUAUCAGAUUGAUAAAGCCCACUUUUGUUCGUAAUAACUCUAUAAUACUAAAAUUGAAAUAUAUACUGAUGUUUAUACAGGAAAUGAUUAUUUGAGACUUACACGGGAGUAUUCCUUACUUCGGUUACACUGGUCCUGUGUUUCGUUUAUUAACCUGUUUGUCGUUUACCUCUGUUUAUAGUCCGCUCAGUGGUUGUGUGUUCGUGGGAACGUAGCUUUCACACAAUACUGUAUUGCUGUGAAUGUCGUCGAUCAUUUAAUGGACUUCAAU
Messenger RNA from Misgurnus anguillicaudatus (oriental weatherfish), 4848 nucleotides. NCBI's taxonomy places the organism in Eukaryota, Metazoa, Chordata, Actinopteri, Cypriniformes, Cobitidae. The record is from RefSeq and is a predicted model, not a curated record.